Molecule: messenger RNA, 291 nt
Organism: Balearica regulorum gibbericeps (East African grey crowned-crane)
Lineage: Eukaryota; Metazoa; Chordata; Aves; Gruiformes; Gruidae
Product: C-C motif chemokine 3
Biological process (GO): immune response
Cellular component (GO): extracellular region
Molecular function (GO): chemokine activity
Source: RefSeq, a predicted model, not a curated record
AUGAAGGUCUUCUCCUUGGCCCUGCUCACCCUGCUGCUGAUGGCUGUCUGGACUGGAAGCCAGGGCAUGUCCUUCCGCAGCUCCUAUGGCACAUGCUGCUACAAAGAGAUGUUUGUCUCCAAGAAAAUCCCUGACAAGCUCAUCAGGAGCUACCAGGAGACGCCUUCCCACUGCUCUCGCAAGGCCAUGCGUGUGGAGCUGCUGAAGGGGAGGAAAUUCUGCGUGGACCCGGAGGCAGAAUGGUUCCAGCAGUACCUGCGGGAGAAGGAGUCAUCCAGAACCUCCACCUGA